Molecule: messenger RNA, 3324 nt
Organism: Monodelphis domestica (gray short-tailed opossum)
Lineage: Eukaryota; Metazoa; Chordata; Mammalia; Didelphimorphia; Didelphidae
Product: cytochrome P450 2J1-like
Biological process (GO): xenobiotic metabolic process
Cellular component (GO): cytoplasm; intracellular membrane-bounded organelle
Molecular function (GO): heme binding; iron ion binding; oxidoreductase activity, acting on paired donors, with incorporation or reduction of molecular oxygen, reduced flavin or flavoprotein as one donor, and incorporation of one atom of oxygen
Source: RefSeq, a predicted model, not a curated record
AAAGCAACCCAAUUAGCCGCUUCAAGGGACAAGCACAGCUCAAGCUUUGUCUGUCACUCGAGCUCUGGUCCUGGUGGCCCCACUGCUGCAGAAGUAGCUUGGCUUGGCUGGCCUUGGUGCUGAGGCUGGGGAAGAGUACAGCUCCCUGGGAGAAUCAUGCUCCUUUCUCUUUGGGAAGGAGCCUCCCUGCUGACCCUCCUCCUCGUGUCUACUGUUCUCCUGAUCCUAGCAUUUUAUGUGCAGAGGGGGAGACAGCACCCUAACUUUCCUCCAGGCCCUCCUCUACUGCCCAUAUUUGGCAACAUCUUUCAGAUGGACCCUAAAAAGCCCCAAGACACCUUCCAGGAGUUUGCCAAGAAAUAUGGAAAUAUUUUCUGCUUGAAACUCUUUGGUGCUCCCAUGAUAUGUGUGACUGGAUUACCACUGAUAAAGGAAGUCCUGCUCAAACAAGGCCAGGUGUUUAUUGAUCGCCCACAAACUCCUUGGAGUUCUUAUGCCUUUAAACACCAUGGCAUAAGUUUGUCUAAUGGACAAAUUUGGAAAGACCAAAGAAGAUUUACUUUAAUGACCCUAAGGAAUUUUGGUUUGGGAAAGAAGACCUUGGAAUUUCGCAUCCAGGAAGAGGCCACAUACCUCACUGAGGCCAUCAAGGAAGAAAAAGGACAGCCCUUUGACCCCCACUUUCAGAUCAACAAUGCUGUUUCCAAUAUCAUCUGUUCUGUCACUUUUGGGUAUCGCUUUGAGUAUCAUGAUUCCCAAUUUCGAGAGCUUCUGAAGAUCUUGGAUGAAGUCAUGGUGCUUCACGGAAGGUGGGAGUGUCAGUUAUUCGAAAUGUUUCCUUGGAUAAUGAGAUUCUUACCAGGACCUCACCAUAAGCUCUUUAGAGAAUGGAAGAAACUACAGUCUUUUGUAACCCAAAUAAUCAAACAACACAAAGAAGAUCAGAACUCAGAGGAGGCCCAGGACUACAUUGAUGCUUACCUGAAGGAGCUGUCCAAGGGUGAUGUCAGCUCUAGUUUUAGUGAAGGCAAUUUAGCUUCGUGCACCCUGGAUAUCUUCUUUGCUGGAACAGAAACAACUUCAACCACUCUGCGGUGGGCUCUGCUGUAUAUGGCCCUUUAUCCAGAAAUUCAAGGCAAAAUACAAGCUGAGAUUGACAGGGUGAUUGGCCAGUCCCGGCAGCCCACCAUGGCUGAUAAAGAAAAUAUGCCCUACACUAAUGCGGCCAUCCAUGAAGUCCAGAGAAUGGGCAAUAUCAUUCCUAUUAAUGUGCCCAGGGUGGCCACAGUUGAUACCACAGUUGCAGGAUAUCAUGUGCCAAAGGGGACUGUGCUGAUGACCAAUCUGACUGCCUUGCACAGGGACCCCAAGGAGUGGGCUACCCCUGAAACCUUCAACCCAGAACAUUUUCUGGAGAAUGGUCAAUUUAAGAAAAGAGAGUCCUUUCUGCCUUUCUCAGCAGGGAAGAGGGUCUGCCUGGGAGAACAGCUGGCUCGGGCUGAGCUCUUCAUUUUCUUCACUUGCCUGCUUCAGAGAUUCACAUUCCAGGCUCCCCCAGACACCCAGCUGAGUCUGGACUUCCGAACUGGUGUGACCAUCUCUCCUGUCCCCUACAAAAUCUGUGCUCUUCCUCGGGAGACACAACCCAAGCUUGACCUAUAGGGGAGCCUGUCCAGGGGAUGGGGAAGGAUGUGGAACUAGCCUUAUCUUCCAUGGUCAUCUAUCCAGCCUUUUGGAACUUGGAUGGGGGAAAGAAGAGAAGUUAAGAAGGGAAGAAGAAGGGAAACAAUGGGAGGAUAGCUAUGGCCAAAAUUGAACCUUCCUCCUCAGAAAAAAGAGAGGUAAUAACACCACCCAAGGAAAGCAGAAUCUUUAUUGCAUUGGGAGGUUAAGGACCUGGUGAAAAUCUUAGCUCUGCAACUUACUAGAUGAGUGACCUUGGAUCACUUAAAUCUCUCUCUAAUUCCAUUUCCUCAAGUAUAAAAUGAGGAAGAGAUUAUCUAAAAUCCCUUUAUGUUCUAUAUCUAAAACCUUGUGAUGAUAUGAAUAAGAGAGAACCAAUGCUUUUCCGCCCCUAAUCAAGCAUUGGGGCCAGAGGAUAUUUUUGUUUGCUUGGUUGGUUACACAUCUCCUGAUCUUGUAAUUCAUGUAAUAAAAGUGACUUUAGGGGGCAGCUGGGUAGCUCAGUGAAUUGAGAGCCAGGCCUAGAGAUGGGAGGUCCUGGGUUCAAAUGUGACUUCAGCCACUUCCUAGCUAUAUGACCCUGGGCAAGUCACUUGACCCCCAUUGCCUAGCCCUUACCACUCUUCUGCCUUGGAGCCAAUACACAGUAUUGACUCCAAGAUGGAAGGUAAGGGUUUAAAAAAAAGUGACUUUAGGAGAGGUUUCAGAGAGUUUAUGUGAGUUUUAGGAGCUGUGUAUAUGUUGAUGGGGAAGAUCUUUAGAGAUUGUCAACAUUCUGUGGAUUGGGAAUGUUUUUAUUAUGUCUUUGGAUCUCCAUCAUCUAGUCAAGAGCCUUGCCUAGAGAAGGACCCCAAGUAAUCCUUGCUCAUUCGUUUAUUGCUAAAUCAUGCAAAAGUUUUUCCAAACAUGUUCAUGUUCACUAUUUCCUCUGAUUUUCACAGUGUGAAAUAUUAAUCAAUCAGCCAAUGUGCUAGUUCCUCUUUCCUAUGAAAAACCUUGUUAUAGAAAAUUAAUCAGAAUUAUUCCACUAUCAAUUAUAGUCACCCGGGGAUAGAAACACUCUCCCCUUGAGUAUGGAACCAGAAAAACAAUAACUGAUAGCAUAACCGAUGCUUGGUGUAUGGUUUUUAGGGGGGAAAAGGGGAACUGUUAUAUGUAGUAAGAAUUUAGGCUCAUCCAAGAGUCUAUGUAUAUAACCAGAUUAAGAAUUUAGUUCCAGAUGAAUAUAUGUAAGUAUAUGGAUUGUUAGAGUAAUUUAAAGUGUAUGUUAUUGAUCAUAUUGAUCAUAAGUAAGUUAUUGUGGAAUCAUGGGUGUGCCAAUCCAUUCAACAAUGUACUCUAAGCAAGCUAGUUCAUAUAGAAAGUUGCAGAAAAUGGAAGAUUGCCAAAAUUUCAUGGAGGUCUCUGGGCCUGCCAACUUUAAAAGGCCCUGGGAAGGGGGGGUCCAGAAGAACCUAGCAGGUGGAGAAAUUGUCUCCAUGGAGAUCUUUGGGGUGGGUGGGUUGGGAGGUUUUGGAGAAAGGAAGGAAAGUAUAAUAAUAACACAUGUGUUUUGCAAGACAGACUCUGGGGUUCUGAACUGGGAGGAAAUACAAGCCCUAUAAUUUCUUUGUCACAAUAAAAUCAGAUUUUUGCCCUAAA